Messenger RNA from Bombus terrestris (buff-tailed bumblebee), 2044 nucleotides. RefSeq names its product glomulin. Lineage: Eukaryota; Metazoa; Arthropoda; Insecta; Hymenoptera; Apidae. The coding region runs from base 201 to 1982 and encodes 593 amino acids. The transcript has a single exon. Gene Ontology annotation, cellular component: cytoplasm. The record is from RefSeq and is a predicted model, not a curated record. Gene Ontology annotation, molecular function: ubiquitin-protein transferase inhibitor activity.
UGUCAUUUCUAAUGCCACUGUAGCUACGCGAUCUAUUUUAUUUUACACAUCUAUCUUGAAAUACUGCAAUGAUUUUCUGUGUUUAUUAACUUUUGUUUUCAUUCAUGGAGAUAGAAACAUUAAAUACGUUAAAGGAAGAGGUUAUGUUCAUAUUACAUUUUACAAGUGUAUUUAUGUGAUAAGUUAUCUAUUAAAGAAAAAUGACAGAACGUCAGGAAAACCUGACAAAGAAAUUUGUUAAGGAAUUAACAGACAAUUUAAAAGAAAAUAAAUUCGAAGAAGUUUUACACUUCUUUGAGGGUAAUAGUUAUGAUGAUAUUAUUAGAGAGUCCUCAUGGGAUAUCGUUCCAAUUAUAUUAUCUUAUCUCACUAUGGAAAAUAUAAAAUGCAAUGGAAAUUUAGUCGAAUGCUGUACAAUAAUAUUAAAUGCUAUAGUAGAAAAAUGUAAUCCUUCUGAGACGGUAUUAGAAUUAUUAGAACAAGUGGAAGGUCCAGAAGAUGAUAUAAAAUUUUCUAUAAUUCUAAGCGUACUUAUCAAAUGUCUUUCAAAAAUGGACAAUAAAAUGAAGGCAAUAGAAUGGUGCAUUAGUACAAUAAAAUCUUACAUUGAAAGUCUACCUAUACCAGAAAAAGAUUCUCAAGACUAUAUUAUUAUUACAAAUAAAAUAAAAAAUAUUUAUAAUGAAGUUAUAUUAUUUUUAGAACCAUUAAUAAAUGAGUCAAGAUUAGAAAAUUCCAAAACAUAUACCAUAUUAAGAGAUUACCUUGCUAGCAUUCUAAUUUUUUUAAUGGGGAAACCAUUGAUUUAUUUACAAGAAAAAGAAUUAGAAUCUUGUUCAAGUAAACCAUUACCUGAGAGAAUUGUAAUACUUGUAAGUCAAGUAACUGGAGAUUUGCUUUCAUUUCUAAAUAUUACAAGUGUAAGAAGUAGAAAAACGAAGUCCAAGAAGAAAAGUAUAGAAGAAGGGAGCUUUAACCUUAAAGUAACACUUUUUGAAUUAAAUGAGAACAUAUCAGAUUUAGCAUAUGCUAACUUUUACUUUUACGUUAUAACAAAACUACAUCUGUGGGAGAAGGUACCACAGGUAUAUGAUUUACAAUAUGUCUUUCAGACAUGCAUAUAUCUUAUUGUUAAAUUAUUACAAGAACAAGAAAGUACUAUGAAAGGCUUAAAUUUCCUGGAUCACCUUUUGAUGAGAUUAACAAGACGUUCUUUAACAUUGCAAUUAUUAGAAUUGAAUAUAUUCUUUGAGUUGUUCAAUGUACUUGUGAAUGUGAUGAUUUAUUCCAAUAGCAAUAAAGAAAGGAAAAAAGCUUUGAAUUUAUUUCAAAACUACAUUGAAAUGUUUGAUAUACAAGCUAGAUACUCCAUUAUUUUACAUUUGUAUCAAACUAAUGAACAUUCAGGUUUAUUGAGUCUAACUACAGGAAUAUUUAAAACUUCUAUUAUUGAAUGCCUCCAAGCGAAGCCUCCUAUGCCAUAUUUUCUCGGUAGUAAUCUAGGAACUUUAAUCAAAUUGGCUUGUAAAUUACACCAUGGUAGUGCAUCAGAUCUAGUGGAACUAUGUGAUGAAAUAAUUACAAGUCUAAAUCUGUUAAGAUUUCUAUUUAUAAGGGAUAAGCAAAAUCAAACUGGUAUCUGGAACUUGGUAGAUACACUUCAUAAUGAGUAUUUACUGCCACUAAGAGAAGGUAUAGAUCUCUCUAGAGCACAUUGGAAAGUAAAAAUAAAAGAUUUAGAAGAGCAAAAGAAAAUGCAUAAAAUAACUGAGAAUAUGGAAUUGGAAAAAAGCUAUGCUGAGAUAACACUAACUGUUGGUGGUGAAAAAUUACCAGCAAUGCCAGUUCCAGAAAAAAUUACAUUUUGUUAUCAAGCACUAAAUGGUCUGGAUGUAAUGGAAAGCAUUUUAAUUAGAGUCAAUGAAUGUAUUGCUAAUAAUCCCUUUAAGCAAAAUAUUAAUAAAAUAGUAUCUUCAGAAUAAAAAUUGUACAUUUAUGAAGUGUAUAUAACUCACUGCUGAAUAAAAAUCAUUCUUUAUUUACA